AGCGAUCUUUGCCUUCUCUCUACCCAGAGUGCAGAAGAAGCAGGAAACAAGAAGAUAGCAGCAGGGCAGCCAUGCCUACGUACAAGCUUUCUGGCAUCGAUGUUCAUUUUCCCUACAAUGCCUAUGAUUGCCAACUCGUUUACAUGGAGCGUGUUAUUCAAUCGCUGCAAAAGGGUUGUAAUGCAUUGCUAGAGAGUCCAACAGGAACGGGAAAAACUUUAUGUUUGCUCUGUGCAACAUUGGCUUGGAGAGAGAGUCUUGGUUCCAUGUCAACUUAUUCUUGGCCAGACAGAGGAAGCAUACAGAGUUCUGGAAGCCAAUUUCAGCUUGAUUCAUCACUAGAGAUAACAAAACCAACAUUGCCUACUAUAAUAUAUACCUCACGCACUCACAGUCAAUUACAGCAAGUUGUGCGAGAACUAAAAUCAUGUUCCUACAGGCCGAAGAUGGUGGUUUUGGGUUCAAGAGAACAAAUGUGUAUUCAUAAAGAUGUAAAAAAAAUGCAAGGGAGAUCCCAAAAUAAUGCCUGCCGUUCACUCUGCAAGUCCCGUUCCUGUCAUCACCAAAAUCGAGUAACUGAAUACCUCAAGGGUCACCCAGAACUGGGGGAUGAGCCGAUUGACAUAGAAGAUUUGGUCAGCAUUGGCAGAACACAAGGGCCGUGCCCUUAUUACUUAUCCCGAGAACUUCACAGUUCUGCAGAUCUUUUGUUUGCUCCCUACAAUUAUCUAAUUGAUAAAGAUAAUCGUCGUUCACUCACGGGUAUUAACUGGGAGAAUACAGUACUCAUAUUUGAUGAAGCCCACAAUCUGGAAAAUAUUUGUGCAGACGCAGCUUCAUUUGAUCUACCUUGUAGUUAUUUAACUGCAUGUAUUGCAGAAGCAAAACAAUGUAUAGAUCUCGCCCAUUUAAGAAGAGCAGCUGAAAAUUCAGCAGAGACAUCUCUUGAUCCGGAUAAUUUUGCAAUUUUAAAGGCACUAUUACUUAAGCUAGAGAAAAAGAUUAUCGAAGUGCCAAUUCAGUCUCAGGAGUUGGGAUUUACCCGACCUGGACCUUACAUUUUUGAGCUUUUGGCAGAAUUAAACAUCACUGUCGAAACUGCAAAUAUGCUUAUUGAUACUAUUGAUCAUGCUGCAAGUCUUCUCGAGGAUGAAUCAAGCACAAGUUCCGCCACAAUAAAACCAAAGAUUGUUACAUGUAGACUGCAAACAUUACGAGAUGCUCUUAAAAUUGUCUUUAGAAAGGGCGAUUCAUCUUUUGCUGCUUCUUAUCGUGUUCACAUUCAUGAACCAUAUAGCAAAAGCAGUGAAAAUGGUUCAAGUAAAGGACAAGCAUCACGGACAUUGAGUUGGUGGUGCUUUAAUCCAGGAAUUGCCAUGGAAGAAUUUUCUCGAAUAGGUGUGCGCUCAAUUAUUUUGACGUCUGGAACUUUAGCUCCACUUGAGUCAUUUGCUGUGGAGUUGAAUUUGCCUUUUGAUGUUCGCUUGGAGAAUCCACAUGUGAUAGAAUCUAAUCAAAUAUGGGUUGGAGUAGUUUCUUCUGGGCCAUCUGGUCGCCCUUUAAAUUCAUCUUAUCGUACACGUGAUUUAUUGGAGUAUAAGCAAGAACUCGGUAACACAAUAGUGAAUUUCGCCCGCAUUGUCCCUGAUGGACUUCUUGUUUUCUUCCCAUCUUACUACAUCUUGAAUCAAUGCAUUGAAUGCUGGAAAACCAUGGGAACAUCAACAAACUUGAGCACAAUCUGGGAAAGGAUUUGCAAGCACAAGCAACCUGUUGUUGAACCUAAGCAAUCUGCUCUUUUCAACUAUGCCAAUGAAGACUUUAUGGCAAAACUGAAUGAUGAUAGUUCGUCUGGAGCUGUCUUCUUCGCUGUUUGUCGUGGGAAGGUUAGUGAGGGUCUAGAUUUUGCUGAUCGGUCUGGUAGAGCAGUAGUGGUGACAGGCAUACCAUAUGCUAUGAAGACUGAUCCGAAGGUUCGUCUGAAACGUGAAUAUUUGGAUGAACAAGCUCGUCUACAGGGCAGGAAGACCAAGGCUAUGACAGGGGAAGAGUGGUAUGUUCAGCAGGCAGCAAGAGCAGUGAAUCAGGCUGUGGGGCGAGUGAUUCGACAUCGACAUGACUAUGGUGCUAUCAUUCUAUGUGAUGAACGGUUUGCACACUCCAAUACACAAAAUCAGAUGUCGCUUUGGCUGCGACCUCAUAUUAAGUGUUACCGCAAGUUUGGAGAUGCAGCUUUUACAUUGACCCGAUUCUUUCGAGACAUGAGGAUGCCUGUUGCUUCAAAGGAAUUGAUGACUAAUGACACAAACAAAAGCAGUCCAAAGUUAUCAUCCAAGGAAGUGAUUGAUGUACAUUUGGCGGAUGAUGGACCUAAUUUUAACUCAAGUUUAUCAGAAGUUACACAAGAUGCUCCAAGAUUGAGCAUGGAUACAUUCUUAUCAUCUAGGAAUCAUACUGAUAUACAUUUGGGGGAUGAUCCACCUGGUCUUAACUCAAGUUUAUCAGAACUUAUGCAAGGAUUGGGAAGUAAGAGACAACUGGCUGACCAACACAACAAUACAGGAAUUUUUGGGCGUAAAACAACAGCACCUUUGUUUUUUUCUAGUCAGAUCUCUUCAGGGAUGGGAUUGUCUGGGCCUCAAAAAUCAUUAUCAUCCAUUCUUGCAGCUGAGCGAGGAAAGUCUUUAUCUUGUCGAAUGACUAUUGACACAAUAACUCCUGCAAAUUGUGCUAUAGGAUGUGCUGAUGGAAAAAAUCCUACGAUGCAAAGUAAAGAACCAAGGUUUAGUCCUGCUAUAAAAAGUAACAAGUCUAAUAUUGGUGGUAAUUUUCUAGUGUUGGAAAAGGAAGACUGUGAACUAGUAGAGCUAGAUGACAAGUCAAGUCUUUCAGUAAAUUGUGGGCCAUCUGCCAAAAGGUUUAAAACGGUCCCUACCUUUGAAGCUGGAGAAGCUUCUGGCAUUGUCAACGUUGAUGUUCCUUCUGGACAGGUUUCUCAACAAAAGAUGAAUCUGGAUUCAAAGAUUUCAGCUGUUAUGAUUGAUGUUAGCGAUGAUUCAGACAAUACUGAUUCUGACUUCGCUGUAAAACACCCAACUAAGCAUGUAUAUGGAGAGCUCAAGCGGAAAACUCAUGCAAACAAAAUUAACUCAUCUAAAAAGGAGGGAUUGAGAGAACAGGAUGGAAUGGCAUCUGACAAAGUUGGCACUGACAGAAGGGUAAAAAGUGAAGAUGAGAAGAAAAAUAAUGCAUCUAGUUUUCUGAGACAGGUACGGGCAAAAUUAAGCGAUCCAGAGUAUAGCAUAUUUAUGGAAUGUAUGAAGGGUUUAAAGCAAAAGACAACAGUGAUGGACAAGGUUUUGGAGGUAGUAGCAAACUUGUUUUGUGCACCAGAAAGGAUCUUCCUUCUCAAAAGAUUUGGAGAUUUUGUUCCAUCACAAUACCAGGAAUUGUACAAGAAGCAUCUUAAUACAAGGUGUGCUACAAUAUGCUCAGAAGGGGAAGACGAAUGCAGAUGAUUCUACUGUAAACGUGGCACAACAAUCUAGGAAAAGCAUUUUUACUCAAGUUGAGAGGAAUGCAGAUAAAGAUCACCUACCUCAAGCACAAACAAAAGGGAGAUGUUUCAGUCACGUAAAAGCUUGAUGGUACCUGAAGCAUUAUAAGGCUCAUGAUAUCUCCAACUUGGUUCUUUCAUUUGCUGUAGCCAUGAUUUCUUCAAAUUCAGUCAAGCGAUGACUGUAACUGCUUAUAAGUUUCUUAUGAAUUCGAUAUUUUUAAAAUUCAAAUCUUAAAAAGACAGAUUAUUAUGCGCAAAGAAAGCUCAAGUUUGACCUGUAUUCUCUGAUCCUGAUUGAGCAGCAGAUGGAAAAUGCAGUACAAGUGGUCUAACCUAAUUUUGACAGGAUUCGAGGUGAUAAUAAUUAUCUGUUAACAUUGUGGUUGGUGAAAAUUUAUCAUGGUGAUUUGGUGAGAAUUAAUAACUAAACAGUAAACACCAUAUAUGAUAAAAGUUCACUUCUGUUAUUGCGUUCUAACAAGCCAAAAUAUCUUUGCACCAAUGCAUAUGAAUUGCCAGUGUGGGUAUCUAGUACCUCAAUCUCGAACAACGAAGAAUCAAAACAUGUCCAUUCAUCCAUAAUAUUUGGAUUAGUCUGUAAAUUAAUUUCUUUUUACAUGCUUAUGUGCAAGUCCUGCAUAUGAAUCUAUUGGCACUGGACAAUUGAAUUUAUACCGGAACAUCAAUCUUCUGUCAGAGUCUGUACUAGUUGGAUCAUCUUUAAAAGAUGGACGAUGGAUAUUAUAAAAAGGAGCCAUGCUAUGAACAAUUGCAACUUGUUUAUGCAGACCAAGGUGUUCCUCGUUUAUCCAACUGUAUUUCUAAAAGCCUAUUACAAGUUGGCGGGGCAGUUAAGAGUGCAGAUUUGAUUUUUUAAUUUAUUUGUCUUACAGUCAUCUUCAUGUAUUGCCAAUAACCAUGAUCAAUUCAGGAGUCUCAGGUGACAGAGAAGCAAAGUUUGGCCUACCUUGUCUGUUGGUUACCCUGGAUGUGUAAUGUCAAGAUGAUUUUUGAUGAUGAAAGCAUCGUGACACACAAAUUUGGGGACAACAAUUUUGGUUCAUUUUUUACUCAAGAGCUGUAUGCCUUUACUA
Messenger RNA from Cryptomeria japonica (Japanese cedar), 4653 nucleotides. RefSeq names its product regulator of telomere elongation helicase 1 homolog. The record is from RefSeq and is a predicted model, not a curated record. Gene Ontology annotation, cellular component: nucleus. Gene Ontology annotation, molecular function: DNA helicase activity; DNA polymerase binding; ATP binding. The transcript is spliced from 27 exons. The coding region runs from base 72 to 3518 and encodes 1148 amino acids. Gene Ontology annotation, biological process: negative regulation of DNA recombination; telomeric loop disassembly; regulation of double-strand break repair via homologous recombination. Lineage: Eukaryota; Viridiplantae; Streptophyta; Pinopsida; Cupressales; Cupressaceae.